UUAGUCGUGAGAGAGACGAACAUAAGGAUCGAACUAAAGGUCUGAUCAAUGGUGGCGCUUUCCGUCGGCGGUAAACGGCCAAGUCUUCCUAUCUUUCAAUUAUAUAUACCAUGCAUGCAGUAGUGGCCAGAAAGAAUAUUAAUGAGUACUCCUCGAUCUGAUCUAGUACCAGGUCCAAUUCCUAUGAUCUCCCCGGAACCCCUCUUUUUAAUUUCCUGCUCUUUCCGUCCCUGAUCAGCUUUCCAACGAUCUCUCUCUUGCUAGAGGAAAUUCAAGGAAGGCGGCAUACUAUAUAUAUAUUAUAUAUAGAUAGAUAGAUAGAUGGCUGCAUCAGCAACUACAGCAAGUCAACAAAAUGCUGCAUUAAACUCUUCGAGAGAUCAGAAUGAAAAUACAGAGACGUUGGUUAAUGAGAUCAAAGACAUGCUAGAAAGGUCGGAACCUGAUCUCUUGUCAGCUGACUGUUGCAUCUUCAGGGUUCCAAAUCACCUUCGCAGAUUGAACGAACAAGCUUUCACUCCCGAGGUUAUAUCAAUAGGGCCUUUUCACCAUGGCAACAAAAAUUUGGAAACCAUGGAAAAAUUCAAAGUGCAAUACUUCAAAAGUUUCAUUCAACGGACCGAGUUAACGGUGGAUAAUUUAGUCAGCAGUGUAAAGGAUUGGGAAGGACAUGUACGUCGUUGUUAUGCAGAGACUAUUGAUCAACAUAGCAGUAAUGAUUUGGCAAAAAUAAUCCUGGUGGAUGCGAGCUUCAUUAUCGAGUUUUUCUUGAGAUUUAGGUCGGGUGAAGAAAGUCAUGACUACCGUAGCUUGUUAAACUCGUGGUUGUGGACCAUUAUAUGGUCGGACCUGAUAUUACUUGAAAAUCAACUCCCGUUCUUUGUGAUUGACAAAUUAUUCAACCUUGCAUUUGAGUCUCGCCCAAACUUAUGUACAGCUAAUUCCUUCGUUCAGCUGACCUUUUACUGCUUUGGGUUUGAGAACAGUCAGAAAAUGCCUCCCAACAAUAUUCCUCAUGCUCAGAAUAUAAAACACUUUGCUGAUUUGCGUAGAACCUUCUGGCUGCCUCCGUUGCAAAGGAUCCCAGAAAGAUGCGGAAAAUCAAUUGACAAUCUGUACUCUGCAAGUAAACUGCACGAGGCAGGAGUGGAGUUUAAGGUGGGUUCAUCCAAAUGCUUAUUUGACUUGAAAUUCAAAAAUGGAGUGUUGGAACUUCCUUGCCUCAAGUUAGAAAAUACCACAGACUCUCUUUAUCGAAACCUCAUGGCGUUGGAGCAAUGUUACUAUCUAAAUGAGGCAUAUGUCACGGAUUAUAUUGUCCUCUUGGAUCACCUUAUCAACACUCCCAAAGAUGUGGAUUUACUUGUUCAAAAGGGUAUCAUUGUUAAUUGGAUAGGCGACAGUAAUGCGGUGACAUCCUUGAUUAACAGUCUGAGCACCGGCAUCGUAUAUCACACGACCAACAUCCACUACUAUAAACUUUGUGAAGGUUUGAAAGCAUUUUACGAGGACCCUCGGCAUAGUUGGAAGGCCAGCUUGAGACAUGAUUAUUUUGGUACUCCUUUGAAAACUGCUUCUACCACUGCUGCUGUGACCUUGUUGGUGCUCACUCUCAUACAGAGUGUAUGCUCUAUCCUCUCACUUCUGUUAGGUCAGAAGCGUACGUAAGAAUUGAACAAAUUGUAUUAGUAUCAAUAUAGUUAUAAUUAGUUGUUCAUGUAGUAGUACUGCUACUGCAUGCAUGCAUUGUGCAUGGUAUAUUAAAGUACAAUAUCCAUCCCGGCCAUCGUGUUGUACAUGAUCAAGCUGUGGGACAUUCUACUUGUUUUCUGAUCGAGUAUUAAUAGUUGUGAUCAGUGUACGUAUUGGCAUUACUUAUGCCCGCGGGUAUGAUCUUUUUGGUCGCAAAGACGAUCAUUACUUCCGGUGUAGUCGAUCGUGAGUUCAAACUCCGAUUCCAUUCUUCA
Molecule: messenger RNA, 1967 nt
Organism: Juglans microcarpa x Juglans regia
Lineage: Eukaryota; Viridiplantae; Streptophyta; Magnoliopsida; Fagales; Juglandaceae
Product: UPF0481 protein At3g47200-like
Exons: 2
Coding region: 322-1668 (448 amino acids)
Source: RefSeq, a predicted model, not a curated record